AUGUUUUCGACUUUUAUUACCCGUCUAGCUCUUAUUGGAAUAUUUAUUCGAGGUGACUGUUCUGGCAUUCAUCACUGUGUGAAGUCGAAUUUUGACGAUAACAGCUGUACUGCCGCGAAAGAAGGGUUAAAAUCCGAUGAACUGACAAUGGCAUUAGUUCCAUACGAUGCCAAUAAAGAUAUUCUAGCUAUCUUUAACAAACCAGAGCGAGUGUUUCAUUUUGCUGGAAAGGAAUUAAAGAUACCACAGGACUGGAAUAACUUAGGCGUAGCGGCUGUUGUCUGGGAUGCGGCAGUUGUUCUUUCUGAAUACCUAGAAGCAGGGCAUGUACAUUUGGAGGGAAAGAGAGUGAUAGAACUUGGAGCAGGAUCUGGUCUAGUUGGUAUGGUGGCUACAUUACUGGGGGCUGAAACGAUUCUGACAGAUCAAGAAAAAGCAAUUCCAUAUUUAACUAAAGUAGUUACCAGCAAUCUACCUGAGGAACUUAAAGGAAAAUCUGAAGUGAAGGCCUUGGACUGGCAAGGAAAUUUAGAAUCCUACCAAGAGACAUUUGAUGUGAUCCUGGGAGCUGACAUUAUAUACAUUGAAGACACCUUUCCUGACUUGUUGAGAACUAUUGAACACCUUAGUAAUGAAGAGACAUUAGUUUAUAUUUCUUGCAGAAUAAGAUAUACAAGAGAUUCAAACUUUUUGAAAAUGUUUUCAGAUGUGUUUGAACUGAAAAAGGUUCAUGUUGAUAGACAGCGGGAUAUUACAAUCUACAAAGGGAGGAAAAAACCUAAAUGAAACAUGGUACAUGUAUAUAAAUAUGGUUAUCAGAAAAGACUGCAGAAAGUACUUUUAUCAGAUAUAAGAUUGAAAGGCCAGAAUGCAUUGUUUUUAAAUUUGUAAAAAUGUUACACUGAGUAAUUUAAAUGAUGAUAUCUUGCAAAGGUUAUACUCUAGAAUAAGCUUGUCAUUUAUCACAGUUUCAUGCAGAAGCAUUCUCUUAUAUUGUUCAAAAAAUGAGUUCAAAUGAAUUUAAAGAUAGUCUUUUACUGAUAAGUAAGAAUUUUACAUAGUAUUUUCUCUUGUGAAAAUAAAGUACAUAUAUUUUA
Molecule: messenger RNA, 1097 nt
Organism: Saccostrea cuccullata (small rock oyster)
Lineage: Eukaryota; Metazoa; Mollusca; Bivalvia; Ostreida; Ostreidae
Product: protein N-lysine methyltransferase METTL21A-like
Exons: 3
Coding region: 1-786 (261 amino acids)
Biological process (GO): peptidyl-lysine methylation
Cellular component (GO): cytosol; cytoplasm
Molecular function (GO): protein-lysine N-methyltransferase activity
Source: RefSeq, a predicted model, not a curated record